Raphanus sativus (radish) is the source of this 1174-nucleotide messenger RNA. RefSeq lists its product as uncharacterized. The record is from RefSeq and is a predicted model, not a curated record. Lineage: Eukaryota; Viridiplantae; Streptophyta; Magnoliopsida; Brassicales; Brassicaceae. Bases 233 to 1009 code for a protein of 258 amino acids. The transcript is spliced from 4 exons.
AAUAAAUCUAUCUUUUUUAAAAAAAAGUCUACAAGCUGGCUGCCUAAUUUGUCUCUGUGUGCGCAACCACACGUGAGAGCACGCAUCCAUUCAACUUCUGUGUGUAAUAUAUAUAUACAAAAGGGGACUUGGUGAUCUCAUUUCAGUGUAGCUUUUCUAAGAUAAACCCAAUUGAAGAAGAAACCACGUUUUCCCCGAAUCUCAGCUUUCUCGUUUUGUUGUGUGAAAGAUUAUGACAGGGGGAGGAGCCAUGUCUCUUUUAUCGAAACUACGGUGUAUCACGGUAGAUGUUACCGGUACACUCAUAGCUUACAAAGGAGAGCUUGGUGAUUACUAUUGUAUGGCUGCUAAAGCCAUUGGCUUGCCUUGUCCUGAUUACAAACGAGUCCAUGAAGGUUUCAAACUUGCUUACACAGACAUGGCUCGAAAGUAUCCCUGUUUCGGUUUCUCCGCCAAAAUACCAAACGUUGUCUGGUGGAAAACCGUUGUCAGAGAUUCAUUUGUCAAGGCAGGAUAUGAGUAUGAUGAGGAGACGUUUGAGAAAGUAUUUAGACGGAUCUAUUCUACGUUUGGUUCUGCUGCACCUUACUCUGUCUUUCAAGAUUCUCAACCCUUCUUGAGAUGGGCACGCCAGAAAGGUCUUAUUGUUGGACUUGUUAGCAACGCUGAGUAUCGAUAUCAAGAAGUUAUUUUACCUGCCUUGGGUUUGAACAAGGGUGAGUGGGAUUUUGGUGUGUUCUCUGGUGUUGAAGGGGUGGAGAAACCAGAUCCGAGGAUUUACAAGCUGGCGUUAGAGAGAGCUGGGAACAUUGCUCCUGAAGAGGCUUUGCAUAUUGGAGAUAGUAUGCGUAAAGAUUAUGUUCCGGCAAAGAGUAUUGGGAUGCAUGCUUUGUUGCUUGAUAGGUUUAAGACAGAAGCUGCUAAAGACUGGAGGGAUGCUGGAGCUAUUGUGCUUCCUGAUUUGGUUUCUGUUCAAGAGCUUUUGGAGUCUGACAAGUUGAAAUGUUGAAAAGUAAGAAGAGACUAGUAUGAAUCUGAUGUAUUGUAGUAUUGCACAUUCUGUGCCCUUUCUUCCUAUUCUCUUAGUUCUUAUGAGUAGAAAGAGUUUUUAUAACAAGGUGAAUCACAGAACAAGUGAAGUAUAUCUCUCUUUACUUUAUUUUUGAGAUGAUUA